CUCUCCAGUUCCAUUUUUCUUUCCCCUCAGAUUUUUGACCCGCCGGAGGAGCUGGAGAGGAAAGUGCGGGCGUUAGCAGACUUGAUAAGGGGUUCUUCCAAUGUAGUGUUUCACACCGGAGCUGGGAUCAGUACGGCUUCCGGAAUCCCUGACUUCAGGGGGCCCAAUGGCGUAUGGACUAUGGAGGAGAGGGGAUUGUCCCCCAAGUUUGACACUACCUUUGAGAACGCGAGGCCUUCCAAGACCCACAUGGCGCUGCUGGAGCUGCAGAGAGUCGGCAUCUUGAAGUUCCUGGUCAGCCAAAACGUGGAUGGCCUGCAUGUGCGUUCUGGAUUCCCACGGGACAAGCUGUCCGAGCUGCACGGGAACAUGUUUGUGGAGGAAUGUGUGAAAUGCGGCAAGCAGUACGUGCGGGACGUUGUCGUGGGCAGCAUGGGCCUCAAGCCGACAGGCAGGCUGUGCGAUGUCUCCAAAGCAAGAGGGCUUCGUGCCUGCCGAGGAAAGUUAAUAGACACCAUUUUAGACUGGGAAGAUUCUCUGCCUGAUCGGGACCUCAGCCUAGCAGACGACGCCUGCAGGAAAGCUGACCUAUCAGUCACUCUGGGGACCUCUCUUCAGAUCAAACCCAGUGGCAAUCUCCCGCUGCUCACUAAAAGGAAAGGAGGGAAGCUGGUCAUAGUAAAUCUGCAAGCAACGAAGCACGACCGGCAAGCCGACCUGCGCAUCCACGGCUACGUGGAUGAAGUCAUGACAAAGCUGAUGAAGCAGCUUGGUCUGGAGAUCCCCGAGUGGACGGGGCCGGCGGUGGUGGAGAGUUCUGAGCUUGUGAAGCCCGAACCAGCCCUAAAACUCGACCCGGACGCUCAGCGCCCAGCCAAGGAAGAACCCUGCUCCCACCACAAUGGCACGGCAGAGGGGGCUGACGGGAUACGCCCGGGGCUCGGCACGGCACGCGAGGAGCACUGUGACGGUCUGAAGCAGGAAUGUCCUGGCUCAGGCCACAGUCCCGUAGCAGCCAAGAGAGUAAGAGUGGAGUCGCUGCUCACCUGACUUACACAUGUCUUUGCUGUUCGUCGUUUGUCUUAGCAGUUAGCCUGGGCCGCUUUUCCUACUGUCCUUUUUAUACCUUGAAAUAUCACCCCCCCCCUUUUGUAAGUAUUAAAUAUACUUCAAUGGUGA
Messenger RNA from Chrysemys picta bellii (western painted turtle), 1179 nucleotides. The record is from RefSeq and is a predicted model, not a curated record. NCBI's taxonomy places the organism in Eukaryota, Metazoa, Chordata, Testudines, Emydidae.